This is a messenger RNA of Caretta caretta (loggerhead turtle), 2684 nucleotides long. It is a transcript of the gene SCLT1, whose product is annotated as sodium channel and clathrin linker 1. Gene Ontology annotation, cellular component: centriole. The record is from RefSeq and is a predicted model, not a curated record. Lineage: Eukaryota; Metazoa; Chordata; Testudines; Cheloniidae. Gene Ontology annotation, biological process: cilium assembly; clustering of voltage-gated sodium channels.
GGUGGAUUGAUUUCUGUCACGUGAGCGGCCCAGUUCCUCGCGGCGUCGGUCGCUAAGGCAGUUGGAAGGAGCGCUAGUUUUUAGCGGGGCUGGCGGUACGCGUUGGACAGGCUCUGCAGCAUAGCUGGAAAAAACAGCAGUUUACUGAAUCUCUUUGUUACCAACAUCGGACUGCACAUGCAGAUUAAAGUAUGGCAACAGAGAUCAAUUUUCUAAGAGAUCAAAAUCAGAGACUAAAUGCGGCACUCAGACAGCAUCAAGCAGAGAACCUUCUGAGAACUACCUCUGUGCAAAAAAAUGUCCUAAGGGGUGAUGACACUCUGAAACCCUGGCUGACUGACCAAAGCUUACUGUUCCCUCUCAUUUCUGAGUAUGAUAAACAUCUGGAGGAAAUGAGUGAACAGCUGCAGUAUUAUCAGGCACAGAUGGGCGAGAUGAGACUAAAACUUGAACAAGUCACCAAGGAAAAUGAAAGGCUGCAUGAGGAAUUGAAAGAGGCUGUUGAGAAGCAGCUGGAGGCCCUUCCUUCUGGCAUUCUCUUGGGGAGUGAUGUGUUUGCAGAUGAAGAAAUAGUAAGAAACCUUCAAGAUCAGUUACAACUAGCCAAUCAAGAAAAAGAGCAAGCACUGGAGCUCUGGCAGACAGUAUCACAGGAACUAGAUCAACUCCAGCAGCGAUACCAGGGGCACAUGACUGAAGCACAGAUUCAUGUGGUAGAAGGGCAAAAGCAAAAAAAUCAGUUGGCUAGCUUUCAGCAACUGACUGAGCAACUUCGAUUAGCCAAUGAGAAAACAGAGUUGACUAACCAACAAUUUCUGAAAACAGUAACAGAACAGAAUAUGGAACUAGAACAGCUACGCAAACAACUGAGGCAAGCCAAAGUAGAUGUGAGAACAGCAACUGCUAAAGUUGAUGAAAUGACCAAAUUGUUAGUGGACCUUCAAGCCCAGAUGGAGAGAAAGGAAGAAGAUGUAGUAUCUGCUCAGGAGAGAGAGGAAGCGUCAGACAAACGCUUGCAGCAAUUGCAAUCUAGCAUAAAACAAUUGGAGACGAGAUUAUGUGUAGCUGUACAAGACUCUGAACAGUUGAGAACAGAAAGGACUGCUCUAGAAAAACAAACUAGAGAGCUACAGGCAAAGUGUGCAGAUCUAGAAGAGGAAAAAUAUGAUGCUAUAGUAAAAGUCCGAGACAGCAUGCAACUCUUAGAAGAAGCUAACCUACAAAAAAAUCAGGCCCUGCUCCGAGAGAAGCAAAAAGAAGGGGAGAUAGAAAAUAUGAAAGAAGCAAUUUCUCAGCUUGUACAAGAUGCUGCUGCAAGAACUAAAAAGGAAGUAGAGAAUGCAAGGAAGCAUUACAAUAUACAGAUUUCUCGAUUAACAGAAGAACUUUCUGCUCUUCAAAUGGAGUGUGGAGACAAGCAAAGUCAAAUUGAACGGGCCAUUAGAGAGAAGCGAGCAGUGGAAGAAGAACUUGAGAAAAUUUACCGUGAAGGCAGAGGAAGUGAAUGUGAUUACAGAAAACUGGAGGAACUACACCAAAGAUGUCUGAUAGCAGAACGUACAAAAGAUGACCUUCAGCUGUGUCUACAGGCGGCACAAAACAAAAUUAAACAACUGGAAAUGAACUCCGAGGAAGAGAUAUCUCGUUGCCAGGAAAUGGUUUGCAAGCUGCAAAGCAUUCUGGAUUCUGAAAGAGAAAACUCUGGCUCUAUUAGUGAACAAAGACUAAAACUUCAUCAAGAAAAUGAACAGCUGCGUAAAGAAGGAGAGGACUUGAGGAAACUGGUCAUGGAGGCACAACAAAAAGCUAAAUUAAAGAUAAGCACAAUGGAACAUGAGCAUUCAGUGAAGGAGCAUGGGUUUGAGGUUCGACUGAAAGAGAUGGAAGUCACUAAUCGAAAUUCCACUGUUGAACUGAGACGUUUGUUGGUGGCUCAGCAAAAAGCAACAAACCGGUGGAAGGAAGAAACAAAGAAGCUUACAGAAACUACAGAAACCAGGAUCAAUAAUCUGAAAAGUGAGCUGAGUCGACAGAAACUUCAUACACAAGAGCUGAUUUCUCAGCUGGAAGUGGCAAAUGAAAAGAGAGCUGAGAAUGAAAAAUUAAUGAUGGAGCAUCAAGAAAAAGUCAACAGACUUCAAAGGCGACUAACACAGGCAGAACAGAGGGCAGCUACAGCAUCUCAACAGCUCAAUGUGAUUACUGUGCAGAGGAAAAAAGCUGCCUCCAUGGUGGAUCUAGAAAAUAUUUAAAAAAUAUGCUUUGUUCAUUCACACCACUUAAGAAUUGGAAAAUCUGUCAGAGGAAUACAGUAUUGGAGCAUUAAAGCCUAUAGCACACAGCUAGACUUGUGUAAUUUGCAUAAACAUUUUCCAUUCUGUUUGCGCAAGGGGGAAAAAAGCUCACAGUAAAUACAGGAAUGAGAGUAUGCAAAAUAAUAUAAUGAUUUCUUAUGUAAAAUGAAGCCCACAUUCAUCAAUGUAAAAUUACAAGCGUACUGUGCAUAGUGUGGGUUUUUUGAUUUAAUGGCAAUCAUGACAAAGUAGUAUUAAAGCAAUAUAUACCAAUGUGCUGACAAUUAUAAACACCUUUACUCUGUAUGUACAAAUGAUUUGUUUAAUUACAUUUUGUAUGACAUUUUCUUAAUGUACAAGUGCAAUGGAAUAAAUUAUGUACUUUCUAAA